Molecule: messenger RNA, 15644 nt
Organism: Porites lobata
Lineage: Eukaryota; Metazoa; Cnidaria; Anthozoa; Scleractinia; Poritidae
Source: the annotation of a GenBank genome assembly
AUGAAAUUGGAAUGUGAAGAUGUUAUCAUUCCAAACCAAGGUAAAUAACCAAUAACAAGUAGCCACGAUGUUACUAAAAGUACCGCUUGCAGUUGUGGUUGCACACAUUUUAGGCAUCUUACUGAUGAACGGUUAUGACAGUUAGAUAUUUUCCAGGCUGGAACAACAAUACUGUUUUUAGUUUGUCUCUCUUCAAUUAAUGACAAAGUGACUGGUGAAACAAACGAUAUAUGAACCACGACAGCUGAUAUUUUUCAUUAUGCCGCCUGAACCAUCUUUUGUGGUAACUCUUUAAUUCCCUUUUCUAGUCUGUGUGUGAGGGAAGACAAGAGAACAAACAUCAUCUUUCGUAAAGCAUGAAGGGUGGCAUGGAUUUGCCAAAGCUGAGUGCUCCCCUGAUGUUUCGACGAAAAUUGCUGCUACAAAGAGUGUAAAUAAAAGGAUUCGUGGCAGAGUUAAGACCUACAAGGACAACCGAGGUAAUGUAGGUGUUUGAGCCGUAUGCAUAAAGGUCAGGCUCAAACUGAGACAGCAUAUAUAGUACUAAAUUUGGUAACCAACAUACUGUGUACAAGAUGCUAAUCACUGCCACCAUUCUAGUCACCUUUAGUUUUCUUUUGAGUUUAGCUUGGUCGGUCGUAAGUAACAAGGGUGUACGCUCCCCUCUUUUCCAAAGCCUGCUGAGAAUUUUCGAGUACAAUGCUGCCAUAACUCCCAUGGGAAUUACUCCGAAGAAGAAGAAGGCACCAACAGUGUAUGCUUUAGCCAGUGUUUUAUUCGGCCAAUCCUCCAUGCAAUGAAAUUUACUAUCUUCAUAGUGAGCAACAAAGAACAAAGGCAAGUUGAAAACUAGGGAAUAAAUCCAACUACCCAUUAUGGCAGCAGUUAAUCGACGCCUAUUUCUACGUCCUGGAAGCUCGCCACGAGGACGAACAACUGUAAGGUAAGCGCUCAACUGCGAUCGCUGCUAAAGAAAAGACAGACGCCCCUCCUCCAAUCCAAAUGAAGUUUCCUCCAGUAAUGAAUUUGCACAUGUAGUCUCCUGCAGUGCCGUUUGGGUGGUGAAAUGCCCAUUUGACCACGUACUGUGGAGUAAUAGCAAGAGCCACCAUCAUGUCCGACACAGCGAGGUUUACCAGCAGGUAAUUUAGUGGUGCUUUCAUGCCGUGAAAUCGCGAAACCACUAAGCACACCAAACCAUUACCAAUGAGAUUGAUCAAAACAAUCACAGAGAACGCCACGGUAAGGAUAAUAUCUGUUGUUGUCAUAGUUAUGUUUACUGGUGCUGUCGAAGCUGAAAGAGAAGUAAGAAAUAUUGGAAGUCAAAGUCCUCUCUAUGAGUGAAUUUCGUAUUGUUGGCUUUUCCUGUCGUUUACAAUCUUAGCAUAGUGAUUGACUCGAUGCUUUCCAGUGUCUAAUUUUUUGUCAUGUCCAUUCGAUAUACUCCUGUCUGGCAAAACCUGUUCAACAUGUAUGUACAACAGACGAACAUAUGAACAUAUAUCUCCAAGGAGUCUGCAAUAGGGCUGUCCCUAAGAUGUUCGGGAACGUUUGGGCAACUCUUCCGAUUUCGGGCAACUGUUUUCAUAUGGGAAACUUCUUAUGUUCUAAGACAGCUUUUUUAAAUUAUAACAGACCAAACUGGCAUAUGAAGCAAUAUUCUCGCUUUUUGGGUCACAAUCAUCACACACGUUUUCUAAUCAUUUCUUUCCACUGAUUUUUUUCAUAAGUCCUAGGCCACAGAGUCACAGACUUUCAAGCUAUUUGUACAUUCAUCUUCCGCGGUAAAAAAACCUCUUAUGCAUCAAAGAAUAUUUAAAGUAGAUCACAGAAAUGGCGAAUAUAGAGUCAAGCGAAAGUAGUUUAAACCAUAGCGUUACAUCAGAUAGAGUCAUUCAGCUUCAUAAAUGAAAAGUCAUCCGCUAGUGAAGGAAGCCAUUCCAGUAGUGAAGAACACAGCAAACUAUCUGGUAGAAAGAAAUAUCCUAAUUUUACAAUAAAUAAGCAAUAGUCCAGUUUCGAAUUGAAAAUUACCGCUGAAUACGAACAUUAACGACACAUUCAUACAGGCUUAGCCUCGACUUAAAGUAAAAUAUUCAGAAAUUCCGGCAAGUAAGUGUUUGAAAUUUGAAUAUACACAAUAGACAGAGAAAUAAACAGGUCUUUUUCUUGUUGGAAUUUGUGAAUAUAUUACUUCAGAUGGAGGCUAAGCCUGUAAAAAAUGCGUCUUCACUUCCUUAAUUCAGCGGUCAUAGUGAACUCGAAACUGGACUAUUUCCUGCUCUCUGAUUGGUCAAGAGCUGUGUUCUAUGAGAAAUGACACAAUGAUGACGCUAUUUGACUGUCUCUCGGCACUCUCGUGCGCCAUUUUCCGGGAAACUUAACCAGAAACGGAAGUUAAAAACUUUAAUUCAAAGUUAAAAUAUGGUAAAACAACAAAUGGACAACAAAUACGUAAUAUCCCAUAUCCUUAGCGACCAUAGAAAUGACGUCAGAACGUUAAAUCUUUUAGUGACACCAUUCUCUCUUUUUGCUAAUGGUUCCACUUGAGUUUUGAACAUGCUGUAAUUCUUUCAUUGGUCUAUAUAGACUAUGGAAAAUUGUUGUCUUUUUAUUAAAUAGCCAUCUUAGUCUUGACGCUUUGUGUCUCCACAUUGGUAGCAGAAGAAGAUCGAGGGGUGAUAGGUUACCGCAUAUUUUUUUUUUCUAAACCUGCAAAAAGCUCCUUAGAAAUGAUGAAAAGUAGAUCGCUAUCAAUAUUAAUACAGUAUCACUUUUUACAACAACUUGAUUGAAUGAUGGGGUCUUGAAAGGUGGUGCUACCUUUGGAGUUUGUGAAUGAAAUCCUUUGGUGUGACCUGUUAUGCAAAUAAAACCUUUCCAGCAGCACUACCACAUUUGAUUCUAGUUUUAGCUCAUUUUACAGGAAAAAACAUGUUUCCGCAUUCCACAGAAUGACAUUUGGAGUCUUCGUCGACUAAAUCUGCGACUUUGGUCAGCUCUGUGAGUGAAGGGAUAAGAAUAUGAAAAAGACAAAAAGGAAUAAUUUGGUUAUGCUUGAAAAUACUUCCCAGCAAGAACUGCUGAAGAAGCAGAGUGCUGUUUAAGAAACUACCUCGUUCAUUUCUUUUAAAGACGGUGAUGUGUCGACCAUUUUAUAAUUAUAUCUGCAUAAUUUGUAACGUCAUUAAAGUCAAAAUGACUAGAGGAAAUUACACAAUCAUGCAUGAACACCGAAAACUACCUGAAGCAUAACAAGUAGGAGAGCUAACCACACUGUCCUCUGCAUUUAGAGGCAAACAGCACGACUUAAUUAAGAUCAGUAAGGGGUCAUAAAGUGUUCCGUUGCCACUUGUCACGUUGGCAUAAUUGUUACCUUAGCGAUUAACAUUAUUAUUUUGUGUGUGUUGCGGAAAAUGUUCAUAUUCUUAUGGUUGUGAGGUAACGGUAAAACGUAGUGUUGGUGAAAUGUUUUUCUCAAUCAGUUUUGACGCAUAACCAACGAUGUUAAGAGGCUGUCCGCGUAAGAACCGGUAAGGCAAAUUUCGGUGUAUCACAGAUUGCCCUGAUUUUUUCAGUGGAAGAUAACUAUCCUAUCCCGUGAAGAAAUAUCACAUUUAUUUGGACCAACCCAAUUUUUUCUCUAUAUUACAGGAAGAUUUUCUCGGUCACCUAAAACUGGCCCGUUUGCAGUCAGAAGUGGUGCGAUUUUGCUGAAACUUUAGGGCUCUGUCAAACCUACCUUACAUGGCCGAAUAAGCCGAUUAUUUUACACACAAAAGUUUUAACUCUGAUUAACAGUGUCAAAGGUUAAUGGUUGCAUUCUGCGGAAAGUUGGCUGAGAUAUGACUUUUUUAAAAUGACCUUUAAUUUGCUCAGCAGGAAGAGUAAUUUGCAUAACUAGAGCUGAACGGUAAUUUCGCAAAAGUGGCACCUGACCCAGACUCAGGUCUAUGAUAAAUCAGAAGUACUAAGACCAGUCUACUUCUUAACGCAAUAAAAUUUGUGGGCACUCUUCUCUUUUAACAGUGUCAAAGUUUAAUGGUUGCAUUCUGGGGAAAGUUGGCUGAGAUAUGAUUUUUUUAAAAUGACCUUUAAUUUGCUCAGCAGGAAGAGUAAUUUGCAUAACUAGAGCUGAACAGUAAUUUCGCAAAAGUGGCACCUGACCCAGACUCAGGUCUAUGAUAAAUCAGAAGUACUAAGACCAGUCUACUUCUUAACGCAAUAAAAUUUGUGGGCACUCUUCUCUGCGCGCUGUACAAAGUUCCGUUAAUGUUACAAAAUUCGCCAUUUUGACAGCAAAGCUGGAAUUGUAACGGUCAGGGGCACCCAACGAGGAUAUAGUUCAAAACUACUUAACAUAGCAUUGUUGAACGUAUUUUAGUAUUCAAACGGUAGAUAUAGGCAUAUUUUUAUCCCCUAAAAACUUUUCAUCUGUUCGGAUUUCCUAGCUGAAAGUUUAGUGAUCCGAAAAUUAUAGGGAUAGAAACUUACCUUUCAGCCAGGAAAAGGCUCCCGAAAAUUCUAGGUGGCCUUUUUUAGGGUCAAAAUCCGUUAAAAAUGGGUAAUUAUACCAUUUUGUAGAUGUUCGAAAAUCCUAGGAGAGGCAGGUAAGCAAGAAAUUUUAGAACAAUUGCUUCGAAAAUUCUAGAACUCAAUCGUCUUCCGAACAGAUAUUUUCCCGAAAAUUGCCGUUGGGUGCCCCUGAACGGUCCGCAUUUGAUCGACUAAUUUCCACAAUUUUAAAGUUUUUAGUUGUCACCAAAUGUCAUUAGACCCUUUAAAUGUUAGAAUUUUGAAAACACGAGGAGAAAACUUGGUAAUCGCUUUUUCUUGGUUUUUUUCCUUGUCGACGAUCAGAACGCGACUUCAUUCUCCGUACGCAAAUUAGCCUUAGAUGCGUCGUUUCAACAAAUUGACAGGAAACAUAACUGCCUUUAUUUAACAUUUUUAAGGGAAAAAUAUCUCUUCUUUCCACGGAAAAACACGAACGAUAUAUGACUUAGAAUUCCCUUAGGUCUGUUUCCUUUACGAGGAAGAUGCAGUAGAAGAAGAUAUGUUUAAGCGAAUUAAAAUAAUUUAAUUAAUGUGGCCCGUCACGCAUUCCCCGAGAGUGGCCGUGUAUCGAUCAGUUCUUUUAUCUGAUUACAUUUUUUUUGAAGUGAUAGUUGUUGAUAAUCAUACAAUUUAAUCACUGUUAAUUCCGAUUCUUUACUGGGUGGGAAAUAUCGUGCUGUUGUAUUUAUUCAUUCUACGACCGUUUUAACUGAGUCACCACCCAUUUUUUAAGGGGAAAGCCCUGGGGACGAGGUCGCGUGACACCAUGGGCUGUCACAUUAAACCCUAUCCUAAUACGUGACAAUUAGCUACAAAGUAGCCACUUGGACACGGCCACUCUUAUUCACGAGCACUAGCACAAUACUUUCAAUUACACAAUUAACAAUUCACAAAUUCAAAUUAACAAUUCGCAAACAACUUCAGAAAUCCCGUGCGACACCAGAGGACCACACCUGCAAAGACACAUUUCCUAGAUCCCUAGCUAACUAUAGGCUACCCUACAAAGCUCUAGGGUGGUAUUAAAAGAGCAUUGUGUUUAUCGCCAAUUAACAACAUUUCAGUAAAAACGAGGGACGGCAUGCAGAAAAAGGCAUGGUUAUUGUUUACGGUCCGUCUCCUGUUAAAUCCCAAAAGUUUUUGCCGGCUGUUAAUCACACUAAAUUAAGGAUCCCUAUGUUCACUCCUGAGCUGAUGGAGAAAAGCACGUGCAAUCUUGUAUGAAAGACGAAAGUUUGUCAAUUAGGUCUCCUUUUCUAUCCUGGAUUUGAAUGGUAUUUUAAAGUAACACAAGAUUUUUUGAGCAUUACCACGUUGAACUGACCAGGUUGUUCUUCCUUUGACAUACACAUAGGUUGAAAACUUCUGGUUGAGGGUGUUGUGGUCUCAAUUCUUCAGCGAUUACUGCAACAAGCUUUUGCCUUUGGAACUCCUCGUCUUCUUGCAACAGAUCCCUAUGGUCAAGUUCAACUUGUAUACACUUGGGACUAUGUUUACGUGUUGACUCAAACGGGCCUAGAGUCCAACAUGCGCUGGCAAUAGGUGAGCACGGAAUUGAAACGGGGGUGGGGAAACUCCCUAUGAUGGUCUAUACGGGGAGGUUCCGCCCGAAAGGAGUAUCUUUUUCAGGCUUCAGGUAUAUGAAAGGAUGGGCAUUUCACUAGAUGAAGUAUAUAAAAGGGCGAGUGCGCUUAUUGUAGCCUUAGCAGCAUCUUUGGCGGUUCUUAAAGAAAAAAGAACUAAGUUUAAGAAUUGAAGGAAAAAGUAGAAGGACUUAAUUUUUCAGAAAUUAAUAUACACGGGAAAAAUUUCACCCCCUUAAGUACAAAUGCUUGUAAGAAUAGAGGUGGAACAGUGGGUAGAGAGGGUGGAAGGUAAAGUAGGUUAAAAAUGAAGAGAUGAGAUGGAGCACAUUGUUCAAGAGGGUAUAAAGACCAAAAAAAGAACAGCAGUCUGGAGACAUUUUUGAAGAAUUUUUUGCAUGAAGAAAAAAAAAAUGAUACUUACGUGAUGAUGGAACAAAACUUUGACUUAUUUCGCUGGCUAUCUGGAAAUUUACGACAUGUCUUCCUGCCACAGUACUUAUUUUGCCAAUAUGAUCCAGAGUGUGACCGGGGUAUUGACAAGACCUUAGGCUCGAUUUCCACCGUCUACCCGUCCAUUGGGGUUCAUUUUCCAGCACACAGGCUUACAAUCGAGCCUAACAAGACCUUGGCGCUCACAAAAACCUGCCAAGUAGGUGUCUGUGCCCUGUACACACUACCCCCCCUCUGGGGUCUGUACACAGGCUAUUAUUUCAGUUCCGAAUACCCACCAAGCCUCGAAUACGUCCUCUCGCUAAAAUGAGUUCAUUUUCAUUGUCUUGGCUACACUUGCUAGAUUAGACAAGUGACAGCCGGCUAAGUGCGACGUAAUAUCAUCCAUGCACUCUGUGACCAACACAUUUUCCUCCACAUCCCUACUGGAACCUCACUCUGUCUACGAUCUCGCGGAAGAACUGCUUGAUGAAAUAGCCCAAAAAGCCAUUUUUCACAACUGAUCUCUUCGGCGAUUUCAUUGACAUAAUUGAUCGACACAACGCUAUUGUUUUCUAAUCGACCACCCCUCUUUAGGAAUGCGUGACAGGCCACAGUAAUUGAAUUAUUUUAAGCCACGCAAUAUUCAUGAUAGCUCAUGAUAUAUUAUUCAGCUGCUUCUUCCUCGUUAAAAAACAAAAAAACAGACCUUAAGGGGAUUCUAAGUCAUGGUUUGUGUUUUUAUGUGGAAAGGAGAGUUAUUUUUCCCCUUAGAAAUGUGAAAUGUAAGCAACACAUCUAAGGCUAAUUUGCAUACGGAGAAUGAAAUCACGUUCAUCGUUGACAAGAAAAAGACCCAAGGAAAUGCGAUUACUAAGUUUUCUCCACAUGUUUUCAAACGUCCAACAUUUAAAGAGUCUAAUGACAUUUAGUGAUAACUAGAAACGUUAAAGCUGUGGAAAUUAGUCGAUCAGAUGCGGAUCCGUUACAAUUCCAGCUUUGCUGUCAAAAUGGCGAAUUUUGGAACAUUAACGGAACUUUGCACGGCACGCAAGGAGAGUGCCCACAAAUUUUAUUGCCUUAAGAAGUAGACUAGUCUUAGUACUUCUGAUUUAUCAUAGAAUUGAGUCUGGGUCAGGUGCCACUUUUGCGAAAUUACCGUUCAGCUCUAGUUAUGCAAAUUACUUUUCCUGCUGAGCAAAUUAAAGGUCAUUUUAAAAAAUUAAAUCAUAUCUCAGCCAACUUUCCCCAGAAUGCAACCAUUAAACCUUGAAACUAUUAAUCAGAGUUAAAACUUUUGUGUGUAAAAUAAUCAGCUUAUUCGGGUAGGUUUGACAGAGCCCUAAAGUUUCACCAAAAUCGCACCACUUCCGACGGCAAACUGGCUAGUUUUAGGUGUUGAUCGAAGCUUUAACCGGAAGCGUGGGCAUUUGCAUUGCCUUAUCGCCAAACAAUGCUCUUUUCAGCACGAAGCGAGCCCUUAGCUAAUUAUGAGCAUACCUGACUCUAACACCAUGAUGGCUUUGGAAGACGACAAGUCUACAGUCCAUAAAAAUAAAGGUCUGUUUAGACCACUGUCCUUCGCAGUUAUCACGGGAGCAAUGCAAACCCCCAAUUGACAAGAGCAGCCUGGAAACGACAUGCUACGUCAUUCACUAAAUUUUUAACAGCUGGUACAUCACGCAAUCCACAUUUCGUAACUUUCAGUUUCAACGAGUUUCAGUGCCAUCAUUCUCGACUGUAUACCUUGCUGUGAAACUUGAAUUAAUCCCGCUAAAAUUAAGGAAAGUCCUGAAUGGUAAAUUAUUUGCUUCGAUUUGAAGACUGAAGGUGAGUGAUACCUGGUUAUUUUAUUUUUACUUAACUUUCACUCUGAACUUAAGGCUAGAAUUAAUGCAACUGGAAUAACAACAUUUCCGUCAAUCCGUCUGCUAAAAUAGAUCUAUGAAACUCAAACGGUUAUGAGAAGAUAGAGUCUACAGCAAUAUGUUUCAUAAAAAUUUGUUAAGAAUCUUUCAUAACUUUUUUUGAAUUUCACUAUUUCCCUCACUGCUGCUGGUCAAAGUGUUUAUCAAAGAAAAGUGGAUAUGCGGAUUUAAAGCGGAUAUGUUCUGGCUCUGUUCUGAGAUAUGCCGUGACAGCGUGUCCUUGUCAAUCCUUCUGUUUAUUUCUUUAAGAAAUAGGGGUAGCAUAAAAGUAUUCCUGGGUUCAUUCUAGUUAAGAGGCGAAGAAAAAGAAAAAGUUCUCUGAGCAACAGCGGCGGAACUGCCGGGAUCGUGGCGGGCAUCACGCUUUCACAGGAUGCGGAUGUGACGUUGCCGGGGAGUUUUCAGAGGCUUAAAUUUUUUUUUUCUUGAGUUGAUUAGAUCAUUAUCCAACGAAGAAUCUGUUUCGAACUAAAUGGCCCUGGAGAUAUGGGGAACGUCUCAGCUGUUAAGGAGCUGUAAUGAAGAUACAUUUUCCGUCGACAUAUUCACUCGUCAACUAGACGUUUAGCGGGGAAUGGGGGGGGGGGAGGGGGGGUAAGGCAGUAGACGCUAGUGUGGGGUAUUUUGGACAAAAGCAAACUAAUGCAUUUUCAUAAAUUUUACGUCAUGUUCUGUGGAACGGCGCUCGUACCAUAAAAAGAAAGCAGGACCAAUUAAGGAAGUGAGUGUAAAUUGUAAGAAUUUUUGGGCUCCUCAGUUUUAGCUAAAACUGUGAGCCCCCAAACACUACAAUUAUGUCACACCAUGCAAAAUACUUUUUCGUCUUUUUGCGUAGAGGUAUAACCACGUUGUUUGUAGUUCCCAUACGCAAAUCCCUAGGUGUUUCGUGUUCAAUGUAAAAUUCAGUUCGUUUUUUAGGUACAUAUACAGGUAUUCUUAGUUUCCCUGAUGAAAUAUGCGUUAGUCACACGAAACGCAUUGGAGAUAAGAAAACAGUUUUUACAACUCAAGAAGUUCGCAUGAGGGCUAGUCACUGGUUUAUCCUUUUAAAAAAUAAUCAAAAGCGUCAACAGGUAAAAGCACCUAUGCAGAUUUUGCAACAGAACAGGUAGGAGAAACCAAAAUUAGAAGUAUGAAGUUUCUACUACGUUUAAAAGCAGUUGAUUUGUUGAUACCGUCGUCAUCUUCGCUGACGUAAGUUCAUGUCAGUAUUCCUUCUGGACUAGCUCCUGCUUAGACUUAUCAUAACUUCACUAAACAAAUGCAGUUUGAAUAUUUAGUUAUCUUGAACUUUAUCGGUGAAACUUGGGUAUUCGAACUCAAAUAUCUUUAUAGCCCUGAGUUAGGAAUUCGACAACUAGCAUGAUUUUGCUUUACUGGCAGCCAUUGAGACACAAAUAGGGAUUGAUAUGCUGCCGUAGUUCUUGCAUCUCCAACAUGGAUACCCUGCGCAACCCCAGUUGGGAGGUUAGGGGGAGGGUGGGUACUCCCCUAUUAAAAAUGACAGGAGUGCUCUUCAUAUCUUUUACUCCAUUCACCAUUCACUCCUGAACCACCUCUAAGCGCCCUUGAUGAUCUGCGUUCCAAUUGUCAUCAUCAUUCGGCCCUUUCGAUCAGGAUGCUCUGAACAAGAUCUUAUUCCGCGUGACGUAUUGCGGUCCGACAUCGUGUUCGCAAUAUCUCCCUUGUCAAUUCCGGAAUCCCUAGUCGAGAUAAGAAUUAUCUGGGACUCGGUCAAUGUCAUUUGUCCUUGUAUGUACACGGCCACUUAGUUUCCCCAGAAGAACGGAUUGAAUGAUAUUACCAUUUGCUCGUUCAUUUUGGCAAUGACCUGCAAAUUGGAGACGGCAUUUUAUCAGGUAGAAGUUUUCCGUAAAUCUGCUCACGUGUGGCGUGCUCAGACCAGUUCAUAUUUUGGACACAUCAGAGUAAUUGAGUUUGAUUUGUUUCGUCUAAGUGCUACUGUUGCCAGAACUUAGCAACUUUAGUACUAUCCUAUGGAACCUACUUGCUGUGAAAAGUGCAACAAACCCUUCCUAUGAAUUAUUUGUGAUUAGGUUCAGUUUUCUUCUUACUCCAAGACUUUUCCUUUUUGGUCCAUUUAAAUUUGCUAAUUGAUCGCUUUAUAACCACAAAAAAACUAACCAAAAGGAGAUAGUCACAGACAGCCACACCCUGCUUAUCAGUUGAUCUCUUUCUCCUACUCGAGUUAUGAUGUGUUUUCACAUAUUAUUAACUUUUUUUUAUUUUGUGAGAAUGAAAUGCAACAACAUGUUGCGAAUAAAGAAUCAUCAUUCGAUUGAUUUUUAGUUACAUCAGUUGAGGAAUAAAAUAAUUUAGACCUCGCCCAUAAAGAGAGUAUCUUUAAUUAAGGGUUGUGCUGGGAAUUCUCCGGCGGGAACUUCCGCAGUUUUUAUAUAGGAGAUCUUCAAUGAAUGAAAUUAUCUGAGUGGUACUUUAUUUAACUGGGUUUGUUAUAUAUACAUUUUUUCAUCUGCAGUUAUAUCGAGGAAGCAAUGGUCUCUAUGUCAUCAAUGGAUCUGGGCCUUACAGUGGCCUUCUCUGUUAUCGUUUUGAUGAAUCUCCUUGGUAACGGCUUGGUUUGUCUUGUGGUGUUUAAAUUUCGCGGCAUGAGAGCACCUAUUAAUUACCUGCUGGUGAACCUGGCUGUGUCAGACAUGAUGGUAGCUCUUGCUAUCACUCCACAGUACGUCAUCAAAUGGGCAUUUCACCACCCUAACGGCACUGCAGGAGAUACCAUGUGCAGGUUCUUAACUGGAGGUAACUUCAUAUGGGUUGGUCAGGCGGCAUCUACCUUCUCUUUAGUGAUAGUUGCAGUUGAACGAUUCUACGCGGUUGUUCGUCCUUUCAGCGACCAUUUGGGACGCAUGAAACAUCAAUUUAUUGGAAUGAUUACUGCCAGCUGGCUUUAUGCCCUGAUUUUUGAUCUUCCUCUGUUUUUUGUUGUUCAACACAAAGACGGAGUGAGCCACUGUGUAGAACAAUGGCCGAAUAAACAGUUAGCAAAAACAUACACAGUAACAUGCUUCUUUGUUUUUGGUGCUAUUCCCGUUGGUGUUAUGACAGUUUUAUACUCGAAAGUACUGUGGAAUCUCUGGAAAGGUGGUGGUGAACGCACACCACUAUUAGCAGAGCAGUCGCGGAUCCGCGCAAGAAAGAAAGUGACCAAGAUGGUUUUGAUCGUCAGUAUCAUUUAUGCGGCAUGUCGUCUACCAAAUUUGGUACUUUAUAUGCUAUCCCAGUAUAAACCUGAGCUCUAUCUAUAUGGUUCGUUUCCUUAUGUUACGACUGUUGUCCUUGUGGGUCUUAAUUCAGCAAUGAAUCCUUUUAUUUAUGCUCUUCAAAGCACAAACUUUCGGCAGCGCAUCAGAGGCGCACUCUGCUGCUUUUCGUCCAGUACAUAGCGGCAGACCUGUUAUGGUUAAUAAUUAAUAAUUUACUUCAUUGUUGUUGGAAAAUUGGGCUACGUCCUCGGCUUUUUAACAGAAUAUUGAAUAUUCAAGUGAAGCCCUCAAGGUUACAUGACUAAGACUAGACUGCGAUCUCGUUCGUAUCGUAGUUGCAUCUCCUAUUUAAAAAAAAAAAAACAAUGAAAAAAGGGGCUUGAGAACCCAUGCGACAGCCCCUAAGUUAUUCCACCAGACUGCCAAGGGUUUUGUUUUUUAAGUAUUCCGUUUUUACUUGUUACCGUUAGUGAAUGGAAUUCUUUCUCGUCUGUUACCUGUGAAUCUAUUGUAGUGGGAGCCUUAAUUCUUUCAAAGUCUUCCUUUUAAGUUAUUUACGCUCAAUCGAUUAUUAAUCGAUAACUAUUUUCUAUUUUAUUCUAUUUAUUAUUAUUCUUAUUAGUUAUUUCUAAUCUUAUGUUGUGAAUGUAUUUAUCUUAUUUUGUGUAUUAUUAUGUGUGCAUGUACAAGUCAGUUAGAUUUAUGAAAGGAGAGUAACCCUAAAAAUAAUGGGAAUUCAGUUUCUUCCUGAAGCGACCCCGCCAUCUUUUACCUUUUCUUUUAUUAGUAAAGCCUCUUAAAGUUAAAGAAAGCUACACUGCUCAAAUUCAGCUACUUUCUUGCUCCUUGGGUCCUUUUUUCUCAGGCUCUCUACAGGGUCGUUUAUCGUAGAAAGAAUACAGAAGACCCUGAGAACGAGGUUGGCAGAUUUGAUAUAUUUAAAUAAGGUAAUAAAUUAACUGAAAAAACACCGAACUUACGCGAAAGCUGACCAAAAUGUUUCCCCUAGCAACUAGAAACACGAAAUUUUAAGAGUAUUUUGUUAACCAAAUUUCAAAAGAAAAUAUUCUUGGUUUGCAAGCACGUGACAUGGAGGCCAUGUUGGUGGUCAAUACAAUAAAAAUUAUUUCAAAGAAUUUAAAGUUAUCAACUCCCCUAGCAAUCUCAACUGCGCCUAGCCCUUGCUUGCAUUUUUUGUUUUUAACUUGAAUCGCCUUCUAGCAUUUUCAGUCCAGCUUUCAUUUCAACGUUGUUUCUUCAAGAGUACUAAGUAGUAGGUUCCUGUCCGGAGUAUCUCUUUUUCGGUCAGAAGUUUUGCGUCAAAAUAGUGUAACUGCGUUGACCAUUCAUUUGCUGUAUUUCAUUUUUGAUGUAUUUCUUUGCGCUCGCAGUAUUUCUGAAGUUUUAUUUUCACCUAGUAUUUCAGUUUAAAAUACAGCACAUCAAAUACGACAAAUCACGGUACAUCGAACCUAAUGCCAGUCAAGUCUUUUGGGUCAAUUGUCUACCAUCUUGCCCAUUGCUGUAACCGUCGAGGAUUCAAAUCGGAAUAAAGUUGUUGGUCUAUUGUUAGCGCUGAUCAGCAAAAGAAGUCGCCUCACGGCAGCCAUAGCAUUUACAUGAAAAUAGAUUUUAGCCUGUGAUCGAAAUGUUUUUGUUCUUGACCAUCUAAAUAUAAAUAUGUCUAAGUAUAAAAUAUAAAACCUUGAGUACUGCCUUCAAAACAACACUGUCUUUAACUCUUUUUGUUUCCCCCUUGCUCAGAUGUUUUUUUCCUCAUUUGAAAUGCUUUUAAGUUUUUUUGGUUUGUGUUGCGCCAAGAGAGAAUCUUUUGGUUGCUGGCACAUACCCAUCAACAACACACAUUCAGACUAUUUCACUUUCAGGGGUUCAGCGCGUAUGAAUAAUAUGUACCAAAGAUGAUGGAAACAAACCGGAUUCAUUGUUAAUUUUCUAAUGUAAAGCAUAGGGCAAUUAAUCUUUUGUUUAGGUCUGAAACAUCCUAAGUUAAACUGCGGCGUAAUAACUUCCAAUUAAAAAAUUACGCAGAUUCAAUUAAGAAAAAGCUAUCUUCUUUUUUUUCCCGUUUGACUUAUGAAAAGCAUUGGUAAAGGGGUGGCAAGUGUUACUUACUUUUGUCUUGCGUCAGAUUGACUGAUGUAUUUACUGUUUAAAGAAAAGCGCAGUCGGAGAGAAAACUAAUCACUUUUACUUCGACAGUUCUGUUUAGACAACGCUAUAAACUAUUUCAGAUUCUAAGUUAAAUUCUUCGCAGUAAAAAACGUAAUCACAAAUGAAAGCGGGAUAUUAAUCAACUGUUGGCUUAUAGAAAUGGACCUAAAGAAAACAAAAACCUCUUUCGAGGUAACUAAAUUUAUCUAUCGUUAAUCAUUUUUAUCGUUGAAUUAUCUUUCAAUUUUCCAAUCGUAUUAGCAAUGCGUAUAAAUUAUUAUAUUGAUUUAAUUUUGACUUGAAAUAUUGCGACGCUCCAAAUUGCGGUAACAGCACACAUCCACGAUUGCCGAUUGUUCGCGACCUGCUAAAAUUAAAUUCGCCAAGAUCAGAUCCGACUGUAAAACUAAAUACAAACUUUCUUUUUGAAGGCCGAUUGAAAUAACAUUUUCUAAUUCCUAAUAAGCACAUUUCAUGGAAUCUGCCGUGUCGCAUUAGGUGGUAAAGAGCAGUUGUAAUGAAGCACAAUACAGCUUCUUAAAAGCAUGCAGAGCAUUAGAUUUUAACUUUGCCACCCUUUUCGCUUUAAUUGGUGAAUAGAAAACUUUUCAUAUCCUGUUUUCACAGCUUUAACCAUAUUGAUGCUGGUACUGACAGAAACCUCUAACGAUUGGCGCCCUUCCUUAAAUAUUAUCAUAAAUUUGAUUGACGAAAAAUCAUCGAUGCUCUUGAGGCUUUGCAUGGUGCGCUAAGGUUAGAUAGUCAGGGAUGACUUGUAAAAGCGCGACUGAUUAGAUGAAGUUGAACCAAUGUUAACUAAAAACAAAAUGUCUUCUGAGAACGACAUUGCGCUUUUAUCAGCUUUUUCACUACUGUCGCUUACCGACUUUGUUGGUAACGCGUUAGUUUGCUCAAUUAUUCUACAAUGGAAGAGAUUCAGAUUUCGCCGCUCUGCCCUGGAUUUUCUGUUUCUGAACUUAGCCAUAGCCGAUGUGAUGGUGGCGGUGUUUGCGAUCCCUCGUUACGUUUUACACGGCGUUUUUAUCCACCCUCGAGGUUUGGUAGGAGACUAUCUGUGCCGCUACAUUACGGGAGGAAAUCUGAUGUGGACUGCCGGGUCAGCGUCCGUGUUUACUCUUGUUACCAUCGCUUUUGAGCGCCGCCAUGUUGCUGAUGUUGUUUUAGGACCCUAUGGCUUUACGAAAGACUUCUCACAGUCAAAAUUGCUAGCUUUCGUGAUAAUGUCCUGGAUUUUUGCGCUGUUGCUUAAUCUUCCAUUAUUUUUUAUCAUGUCAUAUGACGAAGAAAUCGACUUUUGCACAGAAAACUGGCCGCAUCCCGUUCUUCCUAAAUUAUACGGCGUACUCUGGUUCACAGUAGUUGGAGCGUUACCUAUACUCUGUAUGACAAUUUUGUAUUCAAAAGUCGUUUAUCAGCUAUGGGUAAGAAAAGUAAGAACUCAACAAGUUAACCACAGAGCUCGUUUAAUUCCAAGAAGAAAAGCCACUAGAAUGGCUAUCACAUUGACAGUUAUUUAUUCCGUUUGUUGGCUACCAAAUCUGAUUCUGUACAUCUUAGCAUUUAAUCAUUCCAACUUUGUCUACGGCUCGCCGCUUUAUAAGUGGAGUGUAGUGCUCACAUGUUUAAACUCAGCUGUAAAUCCUUUUGUGUACACACUUCAAAGUAGGCGCUUUAGAACCUCAGUAAAACGAACGAUUAUGUGCAAGUAG